AUGGCAACCUGUGCAUACAUCGUGUCUGACAACGAAGCAAAUCUCCCUGCUGCGAAGGCGAAGCUCCCUUCCAUUAAGGAACGAACGACCAUCCCGAAGUUAGAGUUGAACGCCCUCACUAUGGCAACCCGGUUAGCGCACAACAUCUUCUCAGCAAUAUGUCAACGUACAAGAAUCCAAAGCGUUAUUGUUCUCUCGGAUUCCGAAAUCGCUCCGAAAUGGCUAGCCUCUCAUUCGAAUAAGAAAAAGAUUGGAAUUCUAGUAAAGAAUCGCGUGGAAGAAAUAAGAAGGAUAGUUUCAAACAUCCCAGUACCAGUACAUUUCGGAUACGUCAAAACUACCGACAACCCUGCAGACUGCGCCACCCGUGGAAUGGAUAAGAACAGCUUCUUCGACCGAAUGUGA
Haemonchus placei is the source of this 405-nucleotide messenger RNA. NCBI's taxonomy places the organism in Eukaryota, Metazoa, Nematoda, Chromadorea, Rhabditida, Trichostrongylidae. The record is from the annotation of a GenBank genome assembly.